Messenger RNA from Protopolystoma xenopodis, 633 nucleotides. The record is from the annotation of a GenBank genome assembly. NCBI's taxonomy places the organism in Eukaryota, Metazoa, Platyhelminthes, Monogenea, Polystomatidea, Polystomatidae.
AUGGGAAUAUUUAUAGGUUUUUCUCAACGCGUGGAUUAUGAUUACACUUGGACAACCUGGCCGGCUGAGAAAGGUCGCUUAGUAAAUGUGUUUCUUGGCAUUCCUUAUGCCGCCCUUCCUAUUGACGAUCUAAGAUUUCGCCGCCCAAAGCCAGCUUAUUUGAACACUCGAUAUCCUUGGUUUGCAAAGAGCUACAGACCUUGUUGUAUACAGAGCAGUAAAAUGAUUCAAAAUAUGGAUGAAGAUUGUUUGUAUUUGAAUAUUUUUUAUCCAAACAGAACAAAUGAUCCUCUCACUACUCGAUAUCCUGUAAUUAUUUUUAUUCAUGGAGGAGACUAUAACUCAGGAUGCAGUCGUUUUUACCCAGGUCAUGCAUUAGCAUCCCAAGGAGCCGUUGUCAUUACUUUUAAUUUUCGGCUAGGCCCUCUUGGUUUCUUGGCAACUGGGGACUUUGCUUCCCCUGGGAAUUAUGGGCUGUGGGAUCAUAUAUUCGUAUUUGAAUGGGUAAAAAAAUACAUUGAAUGGUUUCGCGGUGACAAAGACAGGAUUACUCUGCUUGGUCACGGAUCAGGAGCUGCCAGUAUAGGAGUUCAUAUAGUAUCGCCUCUCACUCGCGGCCGAAUAGCUAAAUGA